This is a messenger RNA of Perkinsus marinus ATCC 50983, 1004 nucleotides long. RefSeq names its product subtilisin, putative. Gene Ontology annotation, biological process: proteolysis. The transcript is spliced from 2 exons. NCBI's taxonomy places the organism in Eukaryota, Perkinsozoa, Perkinsida, Perkinsidae. Gene Ontology annotation, molecular function: serine-type endopeptidase activity. The record is from RefSeq and is a predicted model, not a curated record. The coding region runs from base 27 to 1004 and encodes 325 amino acids.
CUGUUGACGUCAGUGCAAUCCCUCACAUGCUUGCUAACAAUGUGGGCAAUUUGCGUCGGCUCAGUGACAGCCGAUUGGCUGCUGUUGAACGUUGCCUGCAGAACCCACACGCCGUUGAGACAUUGGCUAUGAUUGGUGUUCAGAGUGUCGACACUCUGUCCGAGGACUGUCCGGUCAGCUUAGAUGAAGUGAAGGCCUACCUCGAGGAAGCUGGUGACGAGCUUGGUUUGGACGUCUUAUGCGAACCCAAUAUUGAGAUGAGGAUCGUUGAUGGUGUAAAUGAGGCAAGAAUUGCCGAUGCAACUGAACAAGUGGCAGGUUGGUUCGGCAACAGUCCCAAGUCCGAUGUGGAUUCGGACGACCCGUUGGCUCGAUAUCAGGACAAUCUGCAGCUGAUAAACAUCGAUGGUGCCUGGAGGAACGUUGACAAUUCUGGCAAGACUCCUCAAGAGAUCAUCCUCGCGAUCGUUGAUACCGGCGUGGAUAGUUCGCAUCCUGACCUCAAGGACCAGAUGUGGACAGCGUCUGAUGGCUCCCACGGCUACAACUUCGUGGAUAACGACGAGAAUACUUCUGACCUGAAUGGUCACGGUACUCAUUGUGCCGGUAUUGCGGCAGCUCAGACUGAUAAUGAUGUUGGCAUUGCAGGCAUCGCUGACGUUAAGAUCAUGGCCUUGCGUGCUUUCGGCGCUGAUGGUACUGGCGGUAUGUUAGCCACUCUCAACGGUCUUAACUGGGCAGUUGCUCAUGGGGCUACAGUAUCAUCUCAUUCAUACACGGCUGAUGGGUCUAGCAGCGUCUUCUUGCAGGCUAUCCAGAACGCUGCCAAAGUCGGACAUAUCGUUGUGGUAGCAUCUGUUAAUAUUGCUGCUCCUGGAGAGAAUAUUGUUUCGACUUGGCCAGGCGACAGAUAUGCUGUUCUGGAUGGCACUUCCAUGGCCACCCCUCAUGUAGCUGGUGUUACAGCUAUGCUCGCGACAUUGGGCUUGAAGGUCAAGAUUUGA